GUGAUGGCCUGUUGUGUUAUUGCAAUGGCCGUUGUCUCCAUUGUGGGAACCAAGACACAUCGUCUCUACACUGUCAUUGCCGUUUCUGUUGUGCACUGCUGCUUUAACUUUUAUGCGUUACCACUGAUCAUUGCAAAGGCCAACCUCUUCAGCUUCCUACAGUUAACGUUCAUGUUACGUUUUCCAGGGGCCAUCUCCACAUUCUACACAGCAGGGCCUGAUUGUGUCCCGGGCGGUCCACACUUCAGUUUGACCUUCUACCAGACAGUGGCGGGUGUCAUUGGUGUUGUGGCCGCAAUUUGUGGUAUUGUAAUGUUCAACUACAUUUUCUCCAAGCGGACCUACUGGAUGACAUUUAUUGUGACAACAUUGCUCCUUGUAAUGUCAAGCUUCUUUGACCUCAUCAUUGUGAUGCGCUGGAACAAACCCCGUGUCACUGAUUAUGUUGUUUUCAUUCUGGGU
Trypanosoma theileri is the source of this 462-nucleotide messenger RNA. Its product is annotated as pteridine transporter. The record is from RefSeq and is a predicted model, not a curated record. The transcript has a single exon. Lineage: Eukaryota; Euglenozoa; Kinetoplastea; Trypanosomatida; Trypanosomatidae. The annotation marks the transcript as partial.